UCAUUUAGAAAAUGAAAUACAUAAGGUGCUUGUCCAAUGGACGGAAGCUGAAUUAGUUAAGAAGAAGUAUUCCUCCAUCAGACAAGCUCUCAUCGAGGACUCGGUGAAGUUUGAAAGCUCCCUCGGCCAUAUAGAAGAACUGCUGAAAAAGCAACAGGAAGAAAUUAAAAAGAUUGAAUGUGUGAGAGCGGAGGCGUCAGAGACGCGUGUCCGGGCAGCGGCUGCGGCCGCAGAAGAAGCUGCGCGUGCGCAUGCCGCGGAGCACGGCCGUGCUGCAGAACGAGCGUACUUCGCACACCGUUUCCAAGAGCGACGACAAGAGCUGGAGAAGCUAGAAAAGAGGAUAUUUCCACCUCCUGUGCGUCCUGUUCUUCACGAGGAGACGAACGGCUCGGUAGAUGGUGACGUUGAAGAGGAGGCGUCCGCCGCCGCGCAAAUGGAAGAUAUAUUUCAAGCCUUAAUGAAACUCACAGGAGUAUCGGAGCCAGAGGAUGUGCUGGUGCGGUUCAAAGCACAGCGCGAGACGUGCCGGCGGCUGGGCUGGCUGCAGCGCGGCGCAGAGGAGGAGAAGCUGCGCUUGGAGCAGGCGCACGCGGCGCUGCUCGCGGAACUUGAAGGCUUCAAGUUCGCCUCCGUUAAGGAUAAAGACGAAGGUCAAGAUCUAAUAAACGAGCUUAAAAUCGAAAUAGAAAAAGAACAGCAAGUUUACAAUGAAGUACAGAAUAAGAUGGAAGAAGUUGACUCCUUCUUGUUGGAGAUUAAGAGAUUGUUGUAUGAUUUGUGUAAAUUGCUUGACGUGAUUCCUGAGCCAUGUAUACCAGAGUGGACGGCAGAAGCGAGAGAUAUUCAAGAUAUAAUGUCUGUUCUUGCAGCUCGCUUUGAGAAAGCGCGCGCCCGCGCUCUGCUUAUCAAGGAGAAGCGAACUGAUUCUACAGCGAUUGUGGUGCCAUCUAACACGACGAGCGCAGCGCCGUCUGUCGGUGGGCUGAGCGCUUACAGCCACAGCACGCCGAAGGAAUCCGAGAAAGCAAUACCGACUUACAAAGAACUUGUACAAAGGGAACCUGUUAAAGCUCCUGUAUCGGACGAGGAAGAGGAUAUACCAUCACGCUGCUACCUGAAGAGACAAGCACAACUUAUUGUAGACACCAAGUGUCGUAGGAAAGGGUUCCGACCGCCGUAUCCUAGGAAAUAAUACUUACUAAACUACAACUAAAUGAGAAGUUUAGAUGGAUGUUUGGAGUUGUCCUAAAACGCUCA
Papilio polytes (common Mormon) is the source of this 1260-nucleotide messenger RNA. RefSeq lists its product as uncharacterized. The transcript is spliced from 9 exons. Gene Ontology annotation, cellular component: cilium. Lineage: Eukaryota; Metazoa; Arthropoda; Insecta; Lepidoptera; Papilionidae. Bases 437 to 1195 code for a protein of 252 amino acids. The record is from RefSeq and is a predicted model, not a curated record. Gene Ontology annotation, biological process: cilium movement; outer dynein arm assembly.